CUUCCGCUCACCACCAAUCCAUUUCCCACCCGUCUCCUCCCUCUUUCCUCUCCCUCCCCAUCCAUUCUUCCUUCCCCGAUGAACCUGUGGACGGACGACAACGCCUCCAUGAUGGAGGCCUUCAUGGCCUCCGCCGACCUGCCGACCUUCCCCUGGGGCGCCGCCGCCACGCCGCCGCCGCCCGCCGCCGUCCCCCUCCCCCUCCCCCACCCGCAGCAGCAGCCCGCCUUCAGCAACGACACGCUGCAGCAGCGCCUGCAGGCCAUCAUCGAGGGCUCCCGCGACACCUGGACCUACGCCAUCUUCUGGCAGUCCUCCGCCGACGCCACCGCCGGCGCCUCGCUCCUCGGCUGGGGCGACGGCUACUACAAGGGCUGCGACGACGCCGACAAGCGCCGCCACCAGCCCACCCCGGCCUCCGCCGCCGAGCAGGACCACCGCAAGCGCGUGCUCCGCGAGCUCAACUCCCUCAUCGCCGGCGGCGGCGCGGCCGCCACCGACGAGGCCGUCGAGGAGGAGGUCACCGACACCGAGUGGUUCUUCCUCGUCUCCAUGACGCAGUCCUUCCCCAACGGCUCCGGCAUCCCCGGCCAGACGCUCUACGCGGGCCAGCCCACCUGGAUCGCCACGGGGCUCGCCAGCGCGCCCUGCGAGCGCGCCAGGCAGGCAUACGUCUUCGGAAUCCGCACCAUGGUAUGCCUCCCCGUCGGCUCCGGCGUGCUCGAGCUCGGCGCCACCGACGUCAUCUUCCAGACAGCCGACAGCAUCGCCAGGAUCCGCUCACUCUUCAACCUCAACGGCGGAGGCGGCUCGGGAGCAUCCUCCUGGCCGCCCGUCGCGCCGCUCAACCCGCCCCCGCCGCAGCAGCAGCAGCAGCCGGUGGUGGUGGACCAGGCGGAGACGGAUCCGUCCGUGCUCUGGCUCACCGACGCGCCCGUCGGGGACAUGAAGGAAUCCUCCAUCUCGCCGCCAUCCGUCGAGAUCUCCGUCUCCAAGCCUCCACCUCCACAACCACAACAACCGUCUCAGAUCCACCACUUCGAGAACGGAAGCUCCAGCACGCUCACCGAGAACCUCCAGCAGCAGCAACCCCCACCACCACCGCGCCAGAACAACAACCAGUACCAGCUCCAGCAACAACACCAGCUCCACCAGCAACACCAGCUCCACCAGCAGCAGCAGCAGCACCUGCAGCAGCAGCUCCAGCACCAGCAAGCCCAGCAGGGCGGGCCCUUCCGCCGGGAGCUCAACUUCUCGGACUUCGCCUCCAACGCGUCCGUCGCGGUCACCCCGCCCUUCUUCAAGCCCGAGUCGGGCGAGAUCCUCAACUUCGGGGCCGACAGCACGGGCCGGAGGAACCCGUCGCCGGCGCCACCCGCCGCGGCCGCCAGCCUCACCACCGCGCCCGGGAGCCUCUUCUCGCAGCACACGGCCCCUCCUCCCAGCGACGUCAAGAACAGCAACAACCCCAAGCGGUCCAUGGAGGCCACCUCCCGCGCCAGCAACACCAACCACCACCCGACGGCCACGGCCAACGACGGCAUGCUCUCCUUCUCGUCCGCGCCCACCACCACGCGCCCGUCCACGGGCACGGGCGCGCCGGCCAAGUCCGAGUCCGACCACUCGGACCUCGAGGCGUCCGUCCGCGAGGUCGAGAGCAGCCGCGUCGUCCCGCCGCCCGAGGAGAAGCGGCCCCGCAAGCGCGGCCGCAAGCCCGCCAACGGGCGCGAGGAGCCGCUCAACCACGUCGAGGCGGAGCGGCAGCGGAGGGAGAAGCUCAACCAGCGCUUCUACGCGCUGCGCGCGGUCGUGCCCAACGUGUCCAAGAUGGACAAGGCGUCCCUGCUCGGCGACGCCAUCUCCUACAUCAACGAGCUCCGCGGCAAGAUGACGGCGCUCGAGUCCGACAAGGACACGCUCCACUCCCAGGUCGAGGCGCUCAAGAAGGAGCGCGACGCCCGGCCGGCCGCGCCGCCGCCGUCAUCAGCAAUGAUGCACGACACCGGAGCGCGGUGCCACGCCGUGGAGAUCGAGGCCAAGAUCCUGGGGCUGGAGGCCAUGAUCCGCGUGCAGUGCCACAAGCGCAACCACCCGGCCGCCAAGCUCAUGACGGCGCUGCGGGAGCUGGACCUGGACGUGUACCACGCCAGCGUCUCGGUCGUCAAGGACAUCAUGAUCCAGCAGGUGGCCGUGAAGAUGGCCACCCGGGUCUACUCCCAGGACCAGCUCAACGCCGCGCUCUACGGCCGCCUCGCCGAGCCCGGCGCCGCAAUGCCAAUUCGGUAAAACCGAAUUCCAUCCACCAGGUAGCGAGGAAGUCACUCACUCACCCCCGUAUGAUCAUCGUCAGUCGUCAUCAGUUACCGGCGCCGCUAUAGCCAAGCCAGACAUCCAUCCAGAAGAUGGAGAAAGAAGACGAUGAUCAUCACCAUGUUGUAAAAUGUCUCUUCAUUAGGAGGAAGGAUGGAUGAUGAUAGUCAGCUGCUGGAGCUUGCUGCUCAUCAUCGCCGUCGUCAUGUUGUGUUUUUGCUAGUAGUGUGUUAGCAGAAAAUCAAGCGCCCGAUUUCAUUAUACCCUGAUAUGUUAUGACUCCUGUGAUCGAUGAUGGAUCGGCGUAGUCUUACAUUGAAAACUGUAUAUAGGACAAGAUGGAUUGCCAUCGGUUCCUCUAGUGCUCGUUGUACCCGUCCCCUCCUGCCUGAUUGUAUGUACUGUUUCUUGGCCUCCCACCAAGAGAGCAGGAUGAUAAUGAUAUCGCUUGAAAUCUGAAAUGGUUCUGGCGUUUGUUUA
Molecule: messenger RNA, 2790 nt
Organism: Lolium perenne
Lineage: Eukaryota; Viridiplantae; Streptophyta; Magnoliopsida; Poales; Poaceae
Product: transcription factor MYC2
Biological process (GO): regulation of DNA-templated transcription
Cellular component (GO): nucleus
Molecular function (GO): DNA-binding transcription factor activity; transcription cis-regulatory region binding; protein dimerization activity
Source: RefSeq, a predicted model, not a curated record